Messenger RNA from Mesorhabditis belari, 1392 nucleotides. The record is from the annotation of a GenBank genome assembly. NCBI's taxonomy places the organism in Eukaryota, Metazoa, Nematoda, Chromadorea, Rhabditida, Rhabditidae.
AUGAGUAUUUUCUCAUUACUCACCGGUCCGAAGCUCUACAGCAAAUUCAACGACAUGUCAUGGCAACCAAAUAUGCUCGAAACGAUAUCGGACUACAUGUUCCAGUUUGGACGCGGUGUUUUCAAUACGAUCACAGGCUUUUAUCCCGUUAUCAUUUGUUACAUGUAUAACAAAGAUAUGAUCAAUCCAAGCAGUUUGACUUAUUAUGUUCAAUGCGCUACACUAUUUAUUGUUAUUGCUUAUUCAACCAGAUUGGUUGGACGAAUGCUUGAUGUGGAGUACCGAAACUUUCUUGUAACAUGGGAAAAAGCGUGCAGCGAUAGAAAACCACCGGACAUUCAUGCUUUAAAACAAUACGACUUUGAAAUCAGUGGUGGAUUUAUCGAUUUUGUUGCUGCUCCAAAUGAAAAGCUAUGGUAUUAUGAACCCGAAGAGAACGAGCGUGCUUACAACAUCUUGUACAAGACCGUGGCCUAUUUUUGCGUUCACUCAUUCGGACGUCGCAUCAUGUAUCCGGGAUCGGUAGCUCUGCUUAACAUGGCCCUUUCAUCAGCUUUGGCCGAAAAUCGUAAAGCGCUGAUUACAAAAAAGAAUGGCGAACGGGCUUGGAUUAAAACAGCUUCCGGUGAUACAAUUGACACGAUGUUUUUGGACUUGAGGAAGUUCGGCGAUCGUGGGCGUACCUUGAUUCUUUGUUGCGAAGGGAAUGCGGGCUUUUAUGAAGUUGGAAUAGCUGGAACGCCCAUUCAACUUGGAUAUUCCGUGUUGGGUUGGAAUCAUCCUGGUUUUGCCGAAUCGACUGGAGUUCCGUUACCGAAAAACGUGUUGGCAGCUGCUGAUGCGGUAAUGCAGUAUGCUCUGGGUCCACUCGGGUUCUCCGUGGAAAAUAUUGUCCUGUUUGUCAAAUUUUGGGCCCGAGCACUGGUACUUGAUGCAACAUUUGAUGAUGUUCUCCCUUUGGCUACAGCCCGCAUGCCUGCUUUUGCCGAAGACAUUGUGAAAUGCGCUAUUCGAAAUCAUUUAAACUUACAAAUUGAUAAACACGUUCAUCGCUACAACGGAGCCGUGCGUCUAAUCAGACGUUUAAAUGAAGAAAUCAUUAUCACAAAGGAGCUUGGUACAGAUGAUGAAAGGCGUGCUAGCAAUCGCGCUAAUAAUUUGCUCAAGUCAAUCAUUCGACACCGCCACGCAGAACUGAUUCAUGGAUUAGAGCCUCAGAUUGAUGUCUGGCUAGCAAUGAAAUCCCAUCAAAGAGUGACUCUAAAAAGUUCGGAUUCACGAGUUCAACGACUGUAUGUUUUAUGUGAAUACUACUUCGUGGAUUUCGACGCAACUCACACACAACCAUUGAACCCUGAGUAUUUUAACAUUCCUUCACCGAUGCUCGGUCGC